Messenger RNA from Aspergillus novofumigatus IBT 16806, 837 nucleotides. RefSeq lists its product as uncharacterized. The transcript is spliced from 3 exons. Lineage: Eukaryota; Fungi; Ascomycota; Eurotiomycetes; Eurotiales; Aspergillaceae. The record is from RefSeq and is a predicted model, not a curated record. The coding region runs from base 1 to 837 and encodes 278 amino acids.
AUGAGUGAUACCUGCUACGAGAUUGACCCUUCUGGCGAUAUUGUCCUAGUUCUAUCCGCACAGCGACGAGCUUCCCCCAAGACCAGCCCAGCAGAGGGAAUAACAAAAGCAAGACCAGUGGAAUCAACUUCGCCAACAUCUACAAAAGCAGAUACGGACACACCUAUUCAAAACUAUGCGAAAGAGAAACCUCCUAAUUCAGAGGAAACCGCAUCAUCUGCAGUUGAAAUUCCGCGGACCCGAUGCAAAGUCUCGUCGAAACAUCUCUCUUUGGCAUCAAACUACUUCAACAACCAUCUCAAGAAACGUAUCUCUGCAACUAGCACAGCAGACCCGUCAGAGGAAGGCCAUAUACUUGACUGCAAUCCUGAAGAUUUACUGAUUGCCAUGAACAUGAUACACAGUAAAGGCCAGCAGAUCCCUAAGGAGGUGGAUUCGGCAAUGCUUUUUAAAGUUGCUGCUAUGGUCCGCUAUCUCGACUGUCUAGAGGCAUUCUGCGACACAUGGGACAACAGCUUGAAAUGGGUCUAUAUCAGCUGGGCUUCCGAUCGCCCAUCCUUGUUUACAGGCUCCACGAGUGCUGCCAUGUCUCGGAAAUGUUCGUCGUCUACGUACCCUGCCGACCUCAAUCUUCCAGAUCGUUCAAAGGCGACAAGCCAUAUGGAUAGUUCCUCGCUAUGCUCGGUGCAUGAAAGUCUUCAAUCGAAAACGACUCAUUGCACUGCUGGCAAGCCACGCGGUGUAAACGCUGCAUCUCUUCUCACCUUGAAAGCUGCACUCGCGAAAGCAUGCACGGGAGCAGGGCUCGCCUUGCAAAACUACCCAUUGAAUGACUGA